GCUGUAAGAAUAGGAGCGCCGGCGUUGGUUGGAUUUCUCGGUUAUUUUCCUUGCUCUUUAUUUCUAGCCUUGGUUCUCCGGCCACAUCUCCUCCUAGAGCGCUUUCUCCGCCUCCUUGGAAUAGGCGGCGCCUCGGCUCAAGCUCCCUCCUUGCUUUAGCUCCCAGUUCCUUUCUGACGAUUGCUUCAUUAAAGGAAUGCUCUUUUUCUCUCUCUCUCUCUCUCUCACCAUCACCUCUGACUGUGAGAUUUAAAUGCGGUUUACAAAGGGACUGACAUCAUCUGGAGGAUCGCCUCGGAACUAAAAGCGGAAAAAAAUAAAGAAGGAAUCUGCGCUUUAAAACCUUUGCAUUUUAUUUUAUUUUUCUAGUUUUAACUGUUCGGUUGCUGUGCACAGAGGGCUUGGUUGGAUCGCCGAAGCCGGAGCCACCGGCUAUUUCUCAACGUUUUUUACUGCUCUUGUUUGUUGGCAGUCGGUGAGACUUGGAUGCGGGAACAAGUGAAAAGAAUAAAAACCAAGCAGGUUGAACUGUGAACUAACAACUUCGCCUCUCUUUGCAGCGGUUUUGUUAACCUCGAGUAAGUGGGUUUGCUUCACUUCUGAACGGCUCCGUGAAAAUAAUUACAACGGUUUGGAGCUGGUUCUCUUUAAAUUAGUGUUUUUUUUUUUUAAUUGGCAUCUAAUUUUAAGGCAUGGGAAUUGUAGGGAGGAGAAUGCAUCUUACGGAAAUGUGUGGAUUUACUGUUUUUCCUGGUCUUGCUCUUGAAGAAUCAUAGUGGGUCAUUUUAAAAAAGAAAAGAAAAAAGAAAGGAAGGAAAGCAAGUCGAAGAAACUCCCUAAAAUGUGGCAAUAAAUUUUAGACCUAAAGUGUUGUUGGUUUUUAAAUAAACGUUUUUGAAAGAGCAAUUUGUUUAUUUGCUCCCCCCCCCCACCCUUGGAGCAACAGAGUUACAUAUAGGCAUGGCAAAAAAUUCUGUGGAAGGGUCAAAAGAAGACCUGAGCAAAAUGACGGAAGAAGACAUGUUGAGGUGGAGCAAGGAAGAACUGGUGAAAAGGCUGAAGAAAGUAGAGAAUGAAAAGAUGAACUUGAUGGUGGAGCACGGCAACUUGAUGAAGGAUGUGAACCGGAGGUUGCAGGUUCACUUGCAUGAGAUCAGGGGGCUGAAAGAGGUCAAUCAGAAGCUGCAGGACGAUAACCACGAACUGAGGGAACUGUGCUGCUUCUUGGACGAUGACAGGCAGAAGGGGAAGAAACUGUCGAGGGAAUGGCAGAGGUUUGGGAGACACACUGCUGGUGUGAUGUGGAAGGAAGUGGGGAUGUACCAGCAGAAGCUGAAAGAGCUGGAGGCCAAGCAGGAGUCCCUCAUGAGAGAGAACAUGGAGCUGAAGGAGAUUGUCCUGAUGUUGGAUGAAGAGAGGAACGGAGCCGGCUCCCGGAGCUCCAUAGAUAGCCAGGCCAGCCUCACUAACCUGAAUGGGGGUUCUGGAACCAGGGAUGUUGGGGAUGGGAGUAGUACCUCCAGCACUGGCAGUGCAGGGAGUCCGGACCAUCACCACCAUCACCUGCACCAUCACAAACCUGUUGAGAGCAAGGCUGGAGCUAUCCGGAGGUCUAUGGAUGACCUCUCUGCACCGCUUCACCACAGGAGCAUUCCCAAUGGUCUCAAUGAUUCAUCUUCCAACUACAUCAGACAGCUUGAAACAAAAGUCAAACUGCUAGAGGACGAUAAUAAACUUCUCUCUCAGCUGGCUGGUCACAACAGCUCACCAAGAACUUUCAUUAAGCAGUCAAGCUCUGGGGAUCUCAGGACUCUGAGGAAAGGAUUAUCCCCGUACCACUCUGAGUCACAGCUGUCGUCAUUGCCACAGUAUCAAGAUGCCAUGCAAAAUGGCCCUGUCCGCAUGACUCCUGAUCUUGCUGCUUCUCCUGCAGUGGGAUAUGUUCCAAUAAGCCAGAAGCCUGAAGCGGUGGUACAUGCAAUGAAGGUCCUUGAAGUCCAUGAGAAUUUGGACAGGCAAAUACAAGAAAACUAUGAAGAAGACCUGAGUGAAAAGGAGAAAGCAAUUGUUCGUGAAAUGUGCAAUGUCGUCUGGCGAAAACUGGGUGAUGCUGCAAGCUCCAAACCUUCGAUCAGGCAACAUCUUUCGGGAAACCAGUUCAAGGGCCCUUUAUAAGAAGCUCACGCUGCAAGACUGGGAGUGAAAAGAAUAAGAGGAACAGAGACUUCUCUGCUUCUAGCUGCCAGGGUUAUCAAUCCCCCCCUUUCCUGUAACUGUUUAUAGUGUAAUAAGGCAGCUAAAGGCCUAGUCUGUAGGCUGGGCUGCUUCAGAACAAUGUUACAUGGGUUAAAAAUAACUAUCCUCUAAUGGCCAAUUUGUGUCAUUUGUAUUGUAGUGAAAACCUGCUUUGUUGGACGGUCAUAUGUAGAAAUACCUGAACCCAAGUGAAUUUCUAGGAGGACAAAGAAACAAGGAACCCUGACCCAUGGAGCAGUUAAACGUCUUUGCUUCGGCCUGUUCAUGGAGUUGCAAUACAGCAGCUCCUUGCAGCGUGGUUUUGGAAACUACCAAGGAAGCCACAAAACCUAAAUGAGUGGCGGUUGUUGUUGUUGUUUUGAGAUGGUCAGAGACAAUUUGGCUAGUAUUAAAGACACUUUCUGAGGGCCAGUCCCAAGUUGUAGUCCCACCAGACUGAAGACACCCCCUCUAGUCAUGGCUGGCGGACCGCCUUCGGCUUGGUAGGCCACAAAGUUUUUCUCUACUCUUCAGGUACGGCUCAUAUCCACGAAUCCUGGGGAUGUGAUAGCCACUCAAAUGACUAGCUUAUAGCAGCUUUCAUGUUAUGGUGAGCCCCUUAUGUGAAGGAGACCCCCCUCCCCCUCACACACCCUGUGUGCAUCAUCAGACUCUUUUCCUGAUCCUAGGCAACUGCAGUAAUAAUGGACCCUUAAUGGAAAUUUGGCACGUGAUGGAUGGUGGACCGGUGUGACUCAUUGCAAAGGAGGACCAAGUCUGGGGCCGGAAUCAAGGAUCAUCCUUGUUGGGCGUCUGCUGAGGCCCACGCCUAGCCAGGGUCCCGCAGCCAGUUCCUGGAGUUUCUGGGGGCCCUGCUCUUUCUUCUUGCUGUUGUUACCUGUUCACCUGCCCUCUCAGAGUGAGCAGUGACAAGAGGAAGUGCUCCGCUCUGCAUGGCUUGUCCGUUCUCUCUUUCUGGGAGGUGAUGCAGCUCGUGCCCAGAGGAAGUAGGCAAGCGAAUGGCCAGUGGCAACAGCAGUGAGGAGAAGGAGGAGCUGAGACCCACCCAGUGGAACUUGCCCAAGGGCUGCUCAGAACCUGGAACUGGCAUUUGCCAGGAUUACUUGUUUCUAAUAGGUCUGUAUUUCAGAAGGUUGAGCUGAACCUGCCAGUAUUCCCCACUACCCAUGCCACUGCUAAAGCAUUGGUGGGGAACAUGUGGUCCUCCAGCUACUGUUGGGGCUACAGCUCCCAUCGGUCCUAACCAAUGGUGAAGGAUCAUGGGAAUUGCAGUCUAGCAACAUCUGUCGGGCCAAAUGUUCC
Messenger RNA from Elgaria multicarinata webbii, 3558 nucleotides. It is a transcript of the gene CCDC85C, whose product is annotated as coiled-coil domain containing 85C. Gene Ontology annotation, cellular component: apical junction complex. The transcript is spliced from 7 exons. The coding region runs from base 961 to 2175 and encodes 404 amino acids. NCBI's taxonomy places the organism in Eukaryota, Metazoa, Chordata, Lepidosauria, Squamata, Anguidae. The record is from RefSeq and is a predicted model, not a curated record.